This is a messenger RNA of Daktulosphaira vitifoliae (grape phylloxera), 2512 nucleotides long. Its product is annotated as pseudouridine-5'-phosphatase-like. The transcript has 5 exons. NCBI's taxonomy places the organism in Eukaryota, Metazoa, Arthropoda, Insecta, Hemiptera, Phylloxeridae. Gene Ontology annotation, molecular function: phosphatase activity. Bases 234 to 884 code for a protein of 216 amino acids. The record is from RefSeq and is a predicted model, not a curated record.
AAAAUGAAGAAAUGAAGAUUAUUUUUAAAGGAAGGAAAUUUAAGGAUAAAUUUAAUCAUCUUAAAAGUAUAUAUUUUAAUGUUAUGAAUAGUUUAAACAUUGAAAAGUCAUAGUUUUAUUAUAAUAACAGACUUAUAACAGUUCAAAAGGUCAAUAUAGUUAAAAGUGUUUGUAGAACUUUUUCUUUGAGUUCUAGAAAGAUACUAUAUCCAGUAACACAUGUUAUUUUUGAUAUGGAUGGUGUACUUUUAGACACUGAAAAUAUUCACAAAAAAGCUGUAUCUGAUGUUGUAGCUAAAUUUGGAAAAAUCUAUAACUUAGAUUUACGUUAUAGAGUCUUAGGUGCUCCAGAAAUUGAAGGAGCUAAGAUGGUUGUAAAUGAACUUCAAUUAGAUAUAUCAGUUAAUCAUUUUAUAGAAAUGGUGCAUAAAAUUGAAGAAAAUCUUUUACCUCAUGUUAAUAUUUUACCAGGUGUUGAAAGAUUUUUGCAACAUCUUCAUGAUCACAGUAUACCAUUUGCUAUUGCAACAAGCAGCAGCAAAGAAAGCUAUGAAAUAAAAACCAGUAAACAUAAAGAUCUUUUUUCACUUUUUAAUCAUGUAGUAACUGGGGCUUCUGAUGCAGAAGUAAAACUAGGAAAACCAGCUCCUGAUAUAUUUUUAACUUGUGCUUCAAGAUUCAACGAUAAACCAAAUCCAAGAAAGUGCAUUGUGUUUGAAGAUUCACCUAAUGGUGUACGAGGUGCAAUUGCAGCUGGCAUGCAAGUUGUUAUGUUACCAGAUCCACUGCUGCCAAAAGAAUUAUGUACUGAAGCUACCAUUAUAAUAAAUAGUAUGAAUGAUUUUUGUCCAGAAAUAUUUGGUUUACCAAAUAUUGAAUUUUAAGAGUUAUGAAUUAAAUAUUUUUUGGAUUAAAUCCAUUUAUACAUAAACAAAUGUUUUACACAUUUUUUUUUUUGUUAAUCGAGUUAGAUAAUUGAAUAUAAUAUAAUAAUCAGAGAGUAAUAAUGAAUAAGAAUGAAUAGAAUAAGAUUAAGAAUAAAUAGUUUGAGAAUGUCAAUUAAUUUCAUUUUAUUAAUAAAAUUAACAUUUUUUUUUUAUUUCAUAAUUUAAAAUGGAAAUUAUAAAAAAUAAUGUUAAUUAAACACAAUUAUGUAUUAAUCAUUUCGUUUCGUACUUCACUUUCAUCUACCUUAUUAUAUAUUUUUUAUUUUUUAAAUAUUUAAUUUUUUUUUUUAUUGAUGAACAAACAUUUUUUUUCAGUUUUAAUAUUAAAUUUCUGAAUUUCUAGAUUUUAAUUUCUAUGUCAAAAAUUAAUUACAAUGUAAUUAUGUUUACCAAAUAAAACAUUAAUUAUGAAAAAUAUUACACUUUUUAAAAUGUGAAAUUUAAGCUUGUAAAAAUAUAAUAUUUUUAAGAUUUAUUUAUACAGUACUUCUAAAAUUUUAAUGUUUGAAAAUAUCUGGAUAAUUUAAAUGUUGGAAAAUUAAUUUAUUUUAUUGAAAGGUAUUUUAAUGAAAUUAUUAAUAACUAUUAUACAAGGCUAAUUGUACAAAUUUGAAUAGAAUUAAAAACAAAACACUCAGAUUCAUUCACUGAAUUUCAGUUAUGUACAUUUUUAAAAUAGUUUAUAUUAUGAAUUAUGUAAAUUAUUUUUUUAGAAAUUAUGUUUUCUUUUUUAAUGUAUACUCUACGAAUGUACACAUAUUACCUUUGAACUUUUUCAAGCUAUUUUGUACAAAUUAAGUUAUAGUUAUAAGUUAAAGCAUAGAAUUUAUUAUUGUUAAUGGAGUAUUUAUGAAAGUCUUUUGUUUGUAAAUUAAUAAAAGGCUUCAAUUUAAUGUCAAUAAUUUUUAAAUAAAAAACUUAAAAACUAAAUUGGUCCAAAUAACAAAAUUGUUUUUAUGUUCUUGUUGGAAUUGGACAACCAAAUGACUGUUAAAUUUACCACUGAUCUUUGUUAAUUGUUUUUAUUGUUGUUGGAUAUUAUUUAUUUCCUAUUAUGAAUAAUUCUAUUAAACUAUUAUAAUUUUCCUAGUAUACGUUGUUUUAUAACCAUAAUAUCUUUGACAAUCAUUAAUUUAGUGUAUAUAUUGUGUACACACUAUUUUAUACACUCAGUAUAAUGUGAUUUUUUUUUUUAAAUCUUGUAAUUUACUCAUCAAUUUUUAAUUUUAUGAAAUUAUGAACAAAAAAAAUAAUUAAUUUAAAUAUAACUCUUUCUGAAAAAUAAUCUGGUUAUAACCAACCCGAAAGGUUAUAAAACGAUAUGAUGGUAAGGGUAUACAGGGUGUUCAGUAAGUCAGGAAACGGGUAUCUAUUGUUCUCAUUGUAACAAACAAUGAGAACAAUAGAAACCCGUUUCCUGACUUACUGAACACUCUGUAUAUUCUCUAACAUGCAAUAUAUUAAAUUUUUCAACCAAUACAGACUGGGUUUUCCAGAUAUUUUUGUAAAAUUAAUUAUUUGUAUAUUUUUGAAUACCCUAAUAAAAUAUUGAUUUUGUAGUUUUA